AUGCGUCUUACAUUAAGAAGUGCUUACUUCUGGUUUUGUCUUUCAACUUUCAUAGCUGUAGAUGCACUAAUUAUUCCGCAGAAUCAUGUUUCCAAGAGAAAUACUAUAUUACUCAAACGAGAUGAUGAUGAUGAUGAUGAUGAUAACGAAACGCUGGACUCUGAUAAUUUUAAAGUAAAUUAUGAACAAAUUCCUGGCCUUUCAAAGAUAACGGAUUCUAAGAGUAUUCCAGAGAUGUAUGCUGGACAUAUUCCACUAUUUGGAUGGGAUACAGAAGAUAAAAAAGUUCCGGAAGAUUUUGGUUACUUUUUUUGGAGGUUUCAUGACAAAUCCUUACCAUGGGAUGAUGAUGAUGAUGAUGACAAUGAUGAUAAUAAUGAAGGAACAUUAAUUUUUUGGUUAAAUGGUGGCCCUGGAUGUUCCUCAAUGGAUGGUGCAUUGGUAGAGUCUGGCCCAUUAAGAAUCGAUGAUAAAGGAAAUGCAUAUCUAAAUCAGAACUCAUGGGCAUCUCGUGCAGAUAUGGUCUUCGUGGACCAACCAGCUGGAACUGGAUUUUCAGCUAUUAAAAAAGGUUCUAAUGAGAAUACCAUACCUCUUGAUGAUAAUUUGGAAGAUGUUGCAUUACAUUUCUGUCAAUUUUUAAUUAAUUAUUUCAAAGCUUUCCCUCAGGAUAUAAAUAAAAAAAUAAUUUUAGCUGGGGAAAGUUAUGCAGGUCAAUAUAUUCCUCAUAUUGCUACUGUAAUAUUAAAUUAUGAACAACACCCUGAAUUGCAAGAAAAUAUGCCUCAUUUUAAUUUAGCUGCAUUAUUAAUAGGAAAUGGUUGGAUUGACCCAGUGACUCAAUCACUAGCUUAUUUACCAUUCGCUAUUGACAAUAAUUUGGUUAAUCAAGAUACACCUGGAUUUAAUAAUUUAUUGAAAACACAUGAAGAUUGUCAGAAAAAGAUAAACACCAAAAAUGAAAAUGAUGAUGAACAAUUCUCAAUACCUGAAUGUGACAAUAUCAUCAACCAAUUAAUAUCCGUAACAAAGACUCGUGAUGAUGAUAACAAUGAACAAUGUUUGAAUGUAUAUAACUACGAAUUGAAGGACUCCAUGCCUGCAUGCGGUAUGAAUUGGCCUGCUGAUGUCUCUUAUGUGGCCCAAUUCUUUGGCGACAAAAACGUAAGAGAUGCUCUUAAUAUAAAUGAGGAAUGGGCGGCAGAGAACUGGAUCGAAUGCCGCAAGGACGUAAUGAACCAUAUGUCGAAUAAGGGAUCCAAACCAUCUAUAGAGUUCUUACCUGGUUUGUUAGAAAGAGGUCUAAAUGUUGUAUUAUUUAAUGGUGACAAGGACCUUAUCUGUAAUAACAGAGGUAUUACAGAUAUGAUUAAGAGUAUGAAAUGGGGUGACCAAUUAGGCUUUUCAGACAACGCAGAGAAUUAUGACUGGAUAUUCAGACAACAAACUAAACGUGAUACUGAUGUUGCAGCUGGUUACGUAGUCUAUGACAGAAAUCUGACUUUUAUUAGUGUCUAUAAUGCAUCACACAUGGUUCCACACGAUAAGCCAGUAAUCAGUACCGGUAUUGUCGAUAUCAUUCUAGAUAACGUAUUGUUGGAAUCUAUUGGUAAAAGACAAGUACUGGUGAGCUCAGAAAAACCAUAUAACGAGGAUUUCUUUGAUGAGGAUGAUGCCGAUGAUGAUGAAGAUGAUCACGAAAAUGAAGAACCGGAGAAAAUAAAACAAGGUGAUGAUAAUGACGAAGAAAAAGAUGAUGAUUCUCAACGUUACUACUACUACUACUAUUAUGAUAAGGAUGAGGAUUAUGAUGAGGAUGACGACGAUGCAAUGUUAAGACUUGACGAUUAUGAUAGCCACAGAGCUAUCAUUUUCACUUCUUUCUUCGUCAUCCUAUUCAUUGGUGUUAUUGCAAUAAGAACUUUGGAUCGUUGGUGGCCGAAGGUAUCCUCACAAUUCGGAGGAGCAUAUAGUAGGCUUGAUAACAAUCCAAACAAGACAGUUACCUGGGCAGAUGAAGCCAACCCUCAAAUGAACUUCGAAUUAGGUGACAUGAAUGCUGAUGAAGAUUUUGAAAUAGAUGACACCGAUGAAGAAUUUGACCAGGAAAAUCUUGAAGAGAAUGAGAGUGAUUCUAAUUCAGACGUAUCCGAAUUAGAUAUUGGAGAAGGAUCUACCAGUCCCGAACAUGUGGGAGAACAGCAGGUAUUGAGAUCUCCUUAG
Messenger RNA from Maudiozyma saulgeensis, 2223 nucleotides. The record is from the annotation of a GenBank genome assembly. Lineage: Eukaryota; Fungi; Ascomycota; Saccharomycetes; Saccharomycetales; Saccharomycetaceae.